AUGGAUGAAAAUCUGAAAACAGGUAUUGUAAAAGAAUCAGAUCUUAAUCCGCAAAAUGGGAACGAAAAGCUUAGCAUCGAUAAUAUAUAUCAUUUUGGUGGUUGCCAUCAAUCUCAUCCAGAUAGUGAAAACCUAGAGAAACUAAAAACGGCCUUAAGGCAAGCCUUGGGAUUAGAUCCAAAUUUACCAAAACAAUGUGUUAUGAUGGAUUUGGAACAUCAAAAUAGAUUAUCUUUGCUUGCAAUAGAAACGCUAAUAGAACAAGAAGAUAUUGAUGUACAUCCAUAUGGAAGAGGUGGAAUUUACGAAGGAAUAUUGUACAGAAACAGGCCAAAAGAAAAAAUUAACAUCAUUUCGGCGUUUAUUUGGUUCGUUUUUGUUAGUUCGGUUGCUAUUAUGGCUGGGACAAUUGUCACUGUAGCAGGUAAAUACAAGUUGAUGUAUAAGUUUGGUAUUUAUAAUGUUUGGUAUUUAUAA
Messenger RNA from Schistosoma margrebowiei, 477 nucleotides. Lineage: Eukaryota; Metazoa; Platyhelminthes; Trematoda; Strigeidida; Schistosomatidae. The record is from the annotation of a GenBank genome assembly.